UUUAUUUUAAUCCCAAUCUACAUGAAUAUGAUGAAUAUGAGUUUACCAUUAUAAUCACACGCAAUUUGUUUACUAGGAAGUUAUGCAGUAUUUGUGUCAUGUGUUAUGCUGUGUGUAAGUCAGGAGUUUGCCAUGGGAUUGCUAUUGCAACCCAGCUGUGUGUGUUUCAUGUCAAAGGGCACAAAGGGUUUAAGUAAGUGAAUGGCCAGGGUCAAAUAGGUCACGGGAAGAAGACACUGGUCUGAGGAAUGUCAUUUGGUUCCUGCCUGAACAGAAACAUAUUGUUUUAAGCAUGGAGGAGGGGGGGAACCAAAACCAUAUAUAUUUACCAAGCCUGGCUCAGAAAGUCAGACUGAUUUGGGGAAUCCUCCCAGGACGCUGGUUCUGGGGGGGAUUAACCAGGGGAGUCUCGGCUUUUUAUUUGUCCGGAUAAUAAAAGUCUAUCUCUUGAAAUCAAAACCUAAGACUGAAGAUUGUUUCAUUGGAGGAAAAUGAAAACCACAACAUUUGGUGCCGAAACCCGGGAUAGAAAAGAGCUGGACAGUCACACCACCUGGGCGAACCUGACGAGCAACACAAACAACGUAUGGCCAUAAGGUAAGCACUUUUUGCUUAUUAAAUUAGGUUUGUGUUGUUUGCCAGACUUUGCUCAACGUGGUGAGAAAUUUAAGCUCUUCUAAAUUUAAGAACCAUACAUGUGAACUGGGUUUUGAUUUCAAGGGUACAAUCUAAUUAAGGCAUGCAUGCAUGAAUCUGUGUUAAUUACUUUGGCUUUGAUGAUCAUGGUGAAUUGAUAGAGGUUUAAGUAAAAGAGAACGCGUAAGAGUUUUGUAUGCAAGGUUGCAUAUGCUGCGUAUAUCGGGGAAAAGGAUGACGUAGAGGUUUAAGUAAAAGAGAACGCGUAAGAGUUUUGUAUGCAAGGUUGCAUAUGCUGCGUCUAUCGGGGAAAAGGAUGACGUAGAGGUUUAAGUAAAAGAGAACGCGUAAGAGUUUUGUAUGCAAGGUUGCAUAUGCUGCGUCUAUCGGGGAAAAGGAUGACGUAGAGGUUUAAGUAAAAGAGAACGCGUAAGAGUUUUGUAUGCAAGGUUGCAUAUGCUGCGUCUAUCGGGGAAAAGGAUGACGUAGAGGUUUAAGUUAAGACAACGGAUAAAAGUUUAAAUCGUUAUGUGAAUUAACGAUUGGUUAUUUGUUUAUUGAUUUGUGUUUGAGUGUGUAUGUAUGCAGCUGCAGAGUUUUGUUUGUUAGUGAGAGAAAUGUGAACGUGCAUCUGGUAAAGCAGGGGGAGGGUUUCCCUUAGGCAGUCUCUGCGGGCUGUUAAGGGGGGUAUAUCCUGUGAGUAUAGGGUAAAUUACUGUGUUAGAGUGUGGAAGAAUGAGCCCUAAAAAAAAUAAAAAAAAAAAUAAUAAAAAAAAUAAAUAAAUAAAUAAAUAAAUAAAUGCUAAUGGGUUAUUACUGAAAAAUGGUUGGGUUAACAAUUUGGUUUAUAGGUUAUCAAAUAUACACUUGAAAUUUAAGGUUUGGUAAAAACAAUUGACACCAGAUGGGAUAUCAAAAAGAGCACAGAACCAGAGACUACAGCUAACUUUCUCGAUGGGCAAUGCAAUCAGGUGGCCACCUAUUAAUCAAUCAAUUUUGCUUGUUUAAAGAUUGUAUUGUUCACCUGAGAGGGCUCGGUGUGGUCAAAUCACAAAUGCUCUUCCAAAUUUAAGAAAAAAAGGGGAAAUUAAAGAUUACUAGAUUAAAUGAUAAGAAUAAAGGGUUUCAUUUUCAAAAGGAAUGUGUGCUAGGACAGAAGAUGGUUUGUUGUGUGAAUGAGUUUUAUUGUUUUAUUUUUGUCGUUGAGUGGCUUGGAUAAAGAGUUAAUGUUAAGUUGAGAAAAUGCCUAAGAAGUUUCGCGAACCUGAGUGUUACCGUGUCGGGGCAGACACGUUGGGGUUCGGAGAGAAGAGUUAUUAAGUCCUGCAGGUCAGGUACGGUCUAUGUGUUAUUUGUCUUGUUGUUUGGAAACGCCCGGGCUGAUGAGAGAUAUUGUUUUGUUUUAUUUGUCAUGUCGGAUUGGUAAAUUGUGUAAGUGAAUCUUUUCCACGUUGGUGGAAGUGUAGUGGAAAGGUGAACUUGGCCAGGUUGUCUAGAUAGAGUUGUUUUAUUUUAUUUUAUUUGUGUGAGAAUGUAACGUGUCUGUAAUAUAGUGAGUCUGUGUGUGAAUGUCUGAGAUGGAAAGAGUGGGGGCUGAGUGAGCAGUGGGUGUGUCUUUCUUCUGUUGCUCUGUAGAGAGCACAGAGAUGUGUUGUGUUACAGGAGUGAAGAUUGUUUAAAACUAUAAAAAAGGGGAUAAAGUUUGAAAGUAUGUGAAUAUGGGUAUGGAUAAGAGACAGUUAUAAAUGCUGGGUAUUAAAGAUUAGAUUUGAAGACAGUGUGGUUCUGAGGUAUUGUAGCCAAAAAUAUUAGUUAUUACAGUGAAGUAUACAGCUACUUCUAGAAAUUAAAUAAUUCAUUUAAAGGAUUGAUUAAAAUAAAAAAAAAUGUGCUCAAUAGGAAAAGAUUGCUUGUCCAAAAAAGGACAGAUGUUGGUGAUGGUAUUUGAUUCUAUUUGACAAAACAUUACAAAAUAUUAUAAAGGACAUUUUAUUUUAAAGACACAUUGGAAAUCUAAGUAACAAUUUGGGGAAUAUAUAAAUUGGAUAAAUAAAAACAAUAAGUUUGUGAAGUGGUUAAAUGAGAAAUAAUUAUAAAAUAUAAGUAUGUUAUAUUGCAAAGAAAAGAUUAUGGCAGUCACAUUAAUGGAAAAAUAAGGAUUAAACAAUUGUUGUGUGGAGAAUUAGAAAAUAAAAUAAUUGGAGUACAAAUGAGGAAACAUUUGAUGUGGCAUUGUGUGAGGAGAAAUACAACUAAAUAAAAAUACAAACUAAUGAAAGAUAAGAGGAGAUAAUUAACAGACAAAGAAACGGUCAAAGGGAGAAGGAGAGAGAGAGAGAAAGAGAGAGAGAGAGAGAGAGAGAGAGAAAGGGAGGGGGUUCUAAAUGGUCACCAGAUUUGACCUGUGAAGAUCAACUCUCAUCGCUCGAGGGGAAUUGUGGGAUUUAAGCAAAAUCUAGCAGAAAAACAGAGGUGAAGCAUCAAAGAGAAAUAACAAAUUAGAGAAAAAAGAUUAGAGACCAAGUUAUUAAAGGUGGAAAUAAAGAUGAAAAAUUAAAAAGGACAGAAAAAUUAUUAAAAGGUGAAUGACACAGAUAAAUUAUAUAAAGGAAAAAAGAUUUAACAAAAUGAAGAGGAGUCUUCAUCUGAUGAUUGAAAGUGGUCACAAAAUAAAUUUUAUUUUAAAUUGAAAGGCAAUAUUUUGCAAUGGGUUAAGUUAAACCUUGAAAGGCUGAAAGCUCUGAUCCUUUGACAUUCAAGAAAGUGAAUAAAAGCUGGCGAUGCAAAGACAAUGAAAAACUGUGUGUGACAUCAAAGUGUUGGAGUUGCAAAGAGAGGAGUAACUCAUAAACUGGACUGAGAGCACAUUCUAUUUGAAUGGGACUAUAAUUGAACUCAAGCAGUGAAGGGGGCACUGCGCAUAUGUUCAAGAGACAAUUACAAACAAACAACAAAAAGACUAAGUGGAAUCCAGAAGGAGACCAACAAAGACAAUAUUGUUCUUGGAGACAAGAGAAAAACUGGACUAUACUUUUGCUUCUUCAUACAAGCCGUUGAGUGAAAAAGGGGAAAGAGUAAACAGCCGUUCAAUGUUUAGUAAAGACCUUGAUACUAUAGGGACACAGACAAUCUUUAUGAGAAAAUCAGCUAGACAAAAUUAAAGGCUGAUCAAGAACUUAUGUUGUUAGGUGUGACUACCUUUUCUGAAAUCAAAUCAGACACCUAUUAAUCUUACAGGAAGAAAUGCAUAAUGAAAAUUUGGGGUUUUUAAAUUUGGUAUUCUACAGAGGAAGUUAGAACUCCAAUGAUGGUACUAAGCUAAAAAGCAAAUAUAAAUGGCAUAGACAGCUAUGGCAGAAAGGAAAAUAAAAUAGAUAAAAUAAAUAAAUUCAAAUAACACCAUAGGUAAACAAGAAAAAGCUGUGAGAAUAGAGAAAAGAAAUAACAAAUGAUUGUAACAAACUUAGCAUUUCAAGCAAAUAAAUCUAAAUUGUAUCUAGUCACGAUUUAAGAGCAAUUAAUGACAAGAAAAGAUUGAUGAUCCAAAAAAAAUUACAUACUCUGCUUACAAGUGUUUCUCCAUUUGAUAAACAUUUUUACUGUGAAUUAUGAUUUGCAUAAGAAGUAGAUACUGGCAUUUACGUAUUUAAUUAUAAGGGAAAAUAUUAUACAGGUUUAGAAUGGAUGAACUACUAUUCCAACAUGCGGAAAGUUAAUUUGGUUGAUUAAUGCUAAAAAGUUGAUAAAAUGAUUGGUUGUCAUUGAGUUAUAGUUGCCAGCAUGGGCAAACAGAUGUGGAAGCUAAAAAGGGCCUCAGAGUGUCAGGAGAUCUUUUUAGAUUGUAUAAGAAGUGAAAAAUCUCAGUCAUAAAGAUUAUUAUCAUAGAUGUACAUGGGGUGAAUAAGUGGAAUGAAAAUUUAGUAUUUGAUUUGUGAUAAGAAUGAAGAUUUUGAGUUGUGAUAAGAACGAAAAAACUGAUUUGACGGAUAAGAGUGAAGAAAAAUUUGACUAUCAUCUAUAAUUGCAAGGGAUGGAAGAUAAAAAGGUACAGAAAAUAAAUAAUCAUCAAAGCCAUACUUAACAAAAUGUGUGAAAAUACUAAUCGUAACAGAAUUUAUGUUUUACCUUGUAUUAAUGAGCAUGUAAACUAACAAACGUACACCUUUAACACCGCAUGAAAUAUUCACCGAUAGACCUAUGCGUAUUGUAAAAACAUCUGGAAUUAAGUGUUAUAUGAACAAACUAAUUGUCUAUGUAUUGAGUUAUUUGUGUACAGAAAAAGCUGAAAGGAGUUGAGGAGGACAUGAGACAACAUGACUUGAUGAGUGCGAGAUGAUCUAGCUUAUCUGAGGUUCGAGAGGUCGGAGGAGGCCAAACAUGGCCACAGGGGGCCUAACUGGGGGAGACAGGAUGAGACCAGUCCCAGAAUGUCCAAGUGGGAGGAGCAGCCAAUGUAGCAGAGCUCAUAAGAAGGAGAGAAGGAGAAAGAAUGCCAAUGAUAUGAAAGAAGAAACAUCAAAACCAAAUCAAAGUAAAAGCAAUUCAAGUAUACCGACGGAUGGAGAGCAAAGUUUUGAGCACCGAGAGGAAGAAGUGAAAAAGAGAAAUUGUCAAAAGAAAUUGAAUUGAAAACAACGAAGCUGAUUACUACAGAAGAUUUGCAUUGCUACAGUCAAUUAAAGAACGAAACCGAUUACUACAGAAGAUUUGCAUUGCUACAGUCAAUUAAACUUCCUGGCGAUGGACUUUUGCCUUAAACGAGGCCCAGUGAAAGAUCUGCAACAAUAUCAAAGGAACAGAAUCUGGAAAAAAAAGACUGAAAAACACAGAGACAUUGAACAGAAAACAUAAGGUGGACAUUUUAUGGGAAACAUUCCAAAGAUAACAAAUGAUACAAAUGGGGAAUAUUUACAGUUAAGGAAAUAUGUUUACAAAGUUGCUUUUUAGGCUUUAAACUAAACUAGAUUUCAAUAAUGCAAUAACAUUUUCAAGUCCACAUAAAUAGGGGGAUAAAUUCAACAAGAAUUCUUAUGGAUAAGAGAAAAAGUUAAGGUCAACUUAUCUUGAUAAUAUUUAGGUCAUUUGGGAAAAUCUGAAUUUAAAAAUACAUUUUGCAGGCCACAAUUUGGAUAUUUGUGUCAAUGGUAUAGUAACAAAACAUUAAAAAUAGGAACAGGAAGGAUAGAAAUUUCAGAAUGAUACAUACAAAAAAAUGUAAACCUUAUGGAAUUAUGGAGUUAGGAAAAGUCAAUAUGAAAUGCUUUAUAACAGGAAUCUUGAACAAAUCAACUAUAAAACUCUAUAUAUAUUAUGAAGACAUCAAAGAGUCUAGCUUAAGGUGUAAAAGUGAGAAGAGAGAUGCUAUAAGAAGAAUAGUAUAAUCAAAUCAGAGCAAUAUUUGAAGAUCAAAUAUAUCGAUUGGAGAAUUAUUUUGGAUUUGUAGAAAAUUUGUAGAUAACCUCGUUAUCAUUAGGAGGGAGAAAAAGGUUAUUAAAUAUGAUGGAGACAGGAAAUCAUUACAAAAGAAGGGUAUUUAGAAUCCUUAUAAAAGGAUGAACAAAACAAUUAAUCAUAAAAUUAUAUGUAGAUUCUGUCAAUCAACCAAACGGGUACCAAAUUAGAUUAAGGUAUGGGAUUAAGCUAAAUACGGAAUUUAGUAAAGUUUUGUCAGAAUACAAAUACAGAAUAAAUGAAUUAUGUACGGUACUACAAUCAAAAGUAGAUUAUUAAGUUUACCAAUAAGGCAUUAAUUUAUCUUAGGAAAACAACUAGAUGAAGCCAGUAGAAAUACAAGACAUAUUCUGAAUACAUUUUAAUCAGAAGUUAGUGGGUAAAUAAGGUGUAGGUUUCUUUUUAGAAAAAUCAAACAAAAGUUAAAAUAUUAGGAGGAUGGAAAAAUUAAUUUUAAAUCAACAAGAAUGGUAUCAGAACUUACGUUACAAAAUAGUAUUGAAUUCACAACGGGUAGAUAAUAUUCAAGAACCUUUGAUGAUGAUGAUGAUGAUGAUGACGAAGAAGAGGAAUAAGCUGUAUUUGUAUUAAAACAAAUAUUUCGUAUUAUGAAUGAUUUACUUUUUGUUUUUAUUUUCAGUAAUUUUGUUUAUUUGCUUUUUGGUUUUCUUUGCUUUUAUUUUUGUUUCCUUUUUACUAUUACAAUAUAUUCUACAUAACUGUGACAACCAACAGCAGGUGCAGAACCAAUUGCACACAUUUUUAAACUGUUUAUAUAGAGGAACUUUAAGUUCUUUUACUUUUACAUUCAAAGACAAAACAAGAAUGGAAAGAGGUUUGCUCUUAUUGUCCAUAGUUCGAAGUGCUGUGGCAUAAUUUAAUAAUUGGUAAUGUAUGGUGGCUUUCUUUAGUCACAAGUUAGUAAUAACUGAGAAGGCUGAAUUAUGAAACUGCACUCCGGAUUAAAAUAAACAGGAAAGGUGAGGCUAAAUUAAGCCUCAGAGCGGGGAUUAUGAAGAAGUUUUAUUUUAAUCCCAAUCUACAUGAAUAUGAUGAAUAUGAGUUUACCAUUAUAAUCACACGCAAUUUGUUUACUAGGAAGUUAUGCAGUAUUUGUGUCAUGUGUUAUGCUGUGUGUAAGUCAGGAGUUUGCCAUGGGAUUGCUAUUGCAACCCAGCUGUGUGUGUUUCAUGUCAAAGGGCACAAAGGGUUUAAGUAAGUGAAUGGCCAGGGUCAAAUAGGUCACGGGAAGAAGACACUGGUCUGAGGAAUGUCAUUUGGUUCCUGCCUGAACAGAAACAUAUUGUUUUAAGCAUGGAGGAGGGGGGGAACCAAAACCAUAUAUAUUUACCAAGCCUGGCUCAGAAAGUCAGACUGAUUUGGGGAAUCCUCCCAGGACGCUGGUUCUGGGGGGGAUUAACCAGGGGAGUCUCGGCUUUUUAUUUGUCCGGAUAAUAAAAGUCUAUCUCUUGAAAUCAAAACCUAAGACUGAAGAUUGUUUCAUUGGAGGAAAAUGAAAACCACAACAAAAGCCAUGGUAGAAAACGAGAAACAGGCAAAGAGAGCAGACGGCCAUAUUGAGACCAAGAGUUCAGGGGCAGAGCUAGAGGAAGAGGAGGAGGAGCUUAUCCUGGACUGUGACACACAGCUGGAGGAGUCAGUCACUCAGCUACGAAACAGUCUAUCCCUACACAAAGUUGAACUGGUGGAUGCUCUCAUACACAACAUCCAAUCAAAAUAUACAACAAUUAGAAAAUCAACUUUAUCAGCUCAAGAAAGAAUUUAAAACUAGUGUUGAAGAGUUGAGAGGAGAAAUUAAAGAACUUAAACAGGAAAGAGAGACCCUGAACAGAGAGCUAAAAAGUGUCAGAGAGGAGCUGACUUUUAAAGAAAGAGAAAUACAAAGCCUGAAUAAGCAGACAGAAUCCUGCAUACAAUCCAGCUCAAAUAUCACAGAGCCACCAGCACAUCCACUUCUGACACCUCCCGAGAAAAACACACCAACAACAACACAGACUGAUGCGCCUCCUGAACAACAGCAGGAUCAGAAAAACACAUCUAGACAUGCUGAAAUAGUCAUUUUAAUAGACUCAAAUGGCAAGUUCAUCAAUGAAAAACAGCUUUUUCCCAACCACAAAACAAUAAAACUUUGGUGCCCGAACACAGAAAGUGCCCUUCGACAACUUGAAAAAGAAAAACUGGGUGAUCCCAGCCAUAUCAUCAUACAUGUGGCAUCAAAUGACCUGAGGACACAACAGGAACGAGUGGCACAGUCAGUUAUGCACGUGGCCGUUAAAUCAACACAGACCUUCCCAACAUCUAAAAUAGUCAUCUCCACCAUACUACCCAGAACUGAUUUCCACCUGCGCACAAUACAGAGAGUCAACACAGACAUCUCACGUGGAUGUGCAGGAAUGCCAAACGUUCACCUGGCACAUUAUUCUACACUGAACAUUCACCAUCUUCAUGACCACAUUCACCUACGUAAAGACAGCGUGAAUGUGUUGGCUAAAAAUCUAAAAGAUGUUGCACUUGGCAGAACCCCUGGCAGUCCCUCAAGGAGUAACAAAGAAUCUAGCAACCCUCAACUAAAGAGACACUUCCACCCAAUAUCACCACAUAGCAUCUUCUCCCAAAAUCCUGAUGAACGCUAUACUACAGAACCCUGGAGACUUUGUCAACAACACCCUACGUCUCAACAACUUUACCCUGUCCCCCGGUACCCACAUCCUGGACAACAACAACCACGUUUUCGACCUACGCACCCACAACCUGUACGUGAACAGUGA
This is a messenger RNA of Paramisgurnus dabryanus, 8876 nucleotides long. Lineage: Eukaryota; Metazoa; Chordata; Actinopteri; Cypriniformes; Cobitidae. The record is from RefSeq and is a predicted model, not a curated record.